UGUAGCAAUGAGGACCCUGCAAACCAGGAAACCUGCAGGAACAGGAUCCACUAAGCCAGAAUCUCCAGUGGAACACAGUGGAAAGACAACAUCAACUGGAAGAAAGUUUAAACAUUUUACACUGCCCUCCAUCCUAAAACGGAACUCCAAGAGUAACACCAACAUCUCUGCUCCAGAUGUACCCAACACAUCCAGUCUUAUGGCCGCCCCCCUCGAGGGUGAGUAAAACUUGCAAUGAGUUCUCACCUUCUCUAUCUGCCAUUGCAUCUCUUUUUUUAAAAUCAUUAUUUUCUUGUCAAAGGUUAUCAUAAAAAUCCCUGAUAUGGAAUUUAAAAUUUUUUCUCAUGACUGUUUAUUUGUUUAUAUCACAUCUGUAGUUGGUUCUAACACACAUCAUACAUUCGUAUGUACAUGUUUUAUGGCAGAUAGUUUAGACACUGUAAACACUACACUGUUUUUGUUGUCUUUUCCCUCAGAGGUGUUGACUUUUGAGCAGAACCUUAAGAGAAAUCGCCUGUCUGCUGCUGGCCAACAGCUGAUUGACAGAGAGGAGCGUCUAUAUGGACGGAUCUCAGAAGAAGUAGUUCAGCCGACCACAGAGAGGGAGAAUGAGGAGAAAGAGCAGCUCACCAGAGAUCGCAAAGCCCUCCUCAGCCACAUAGACCUAGCUGUGAAGAGUUCUCUCAGUCCGGACGAAGACAGUCUGGAGGCUCUGAAGUCUGCAGUGAAGGCUAUCCUACAGGAGGAGGAGCAGGAUAGGCGAUGGCUGAAGCAGGAUGGUAAACAGCCUACCUGGAGACCCAGUGAGUGUAGACAUCACCAUGACACUGUCCUCCAGAGGCUGGUGGAGGAGCGUAUGGACCAUGCCAAAUUGCCCCCUGAAGAGAGCAGCAAGCUACGCUCCUCCCUGCAGAGGGACAUCUGUGGGAAGGGCAGAUGCCUGCAGGAGGACCUGCUGAGGGUGGUGAAGGAUGUGAAGGGCUGUUACCCAGAGGACAUGGAUAUCUGCAACCUCUAUGGAAAGAUUUACCACCAAGCCUUCAGUGCAGGGAUGAGAAAGAUUGCGGAGUAUGGGCUGGGCAUGGUUGACUGCUCUUACCUCCUGCAUUGGGUGAAUGUUGCCUACCCAGGGUGAGUGAUGUCUUGUUUGUGUUUGGUUAUUCAAAUACUAUAUAAGGAUGUUAGGAGAUGUGACUGACUAACAUAGUGACUCCUGGUUUUUGUCUUAGGAUUCUACAAAAUCUGGAACUGACCAAGGCGAUUAACCCUGAAGCUUUGGGAAAGCUGUUGACUGAAGAGUUAACAACACCACUGGAGAAUCAAUAUCUUACUCUUCAAGAGGUAAAUAUGAUUUAAAUAAAAAUGUGUCCUGCAAAUUGGACCACAGCUUUCUGACCCAGAAAAAUAUUAGAUUUACCCGCCUAGAUGUGAAUGAUUGAUUGUGGAUCAUAAAAAAGUUAGGUUUACAGUAAUUAGCCCAAAGAUAAAUAUAUCCCUUGUUAGAUGAUGCAUUGUUUUGUUUAUGCCCUAUUUUCAGACAGAGGUGCAGACAUUGAUCAACAAAGUGCUGAAUGUGGAGGAGCAAGCCUGGAGGGAGGGAUCUGUGCCUGAGCUCAGAGACAACUGUUACUUUAGCCCCUUGGCCAUCGAUGUCAUUCAGGUAGACAUCAUAUAGGAAAUAUUUGGCACCCUCAUGCCUUUAUCGCUCUUACUAUUCAGUUAGUCACAAAUUACGUUGUUUAUUUCAACAGAGAUUAAUUUCAAAUGGAAAGGUCACUAACUGUCCAUCUUUAACCACCUAAUUUUCUAUUUCUCUGUCCCUUUAGUUUAUUAAUGCUGCAUUCGAAUCAGUAGAGACAGUUUUGGGAGACACGUCCAAAGUCCAGAUGAUUGCGUGCCUGUUGAAGGACUUCUUGAAUAGGUAAUAUAAACUUUUUGCAGGACAGAAUUGCAUGUUAUGAAUCAUGAAGGAACAAUGCAUUGUGUUGUAUUCUACUCCAAAUACUAUAAAAUCAAGAUGAUCUAUUACUAAUGUACCAAAUUACACACUUGCAGCUACAAGAAAUUCCAGGAGAAAGUUCUCAAAGGAAGCAACAACAGAAACAGCAGAACUGUGAUAAUGGCCAAUCUUUCCUGUGUUGAACAAUUUAGGUAUGUUUUAUUUUCUCUUGAUGUGAUGUGAUGUCCAAAUUGAUAGGACCACCAUGACAUAAUCUAGUCAUCUAAUUUGAUGGGUAUGAUUCCACACAGGGACUAUAUUGUGAAGAAAACAGAUAUCUUCCCAGUGGAUGUAAAGGAAUGCUGUCUGUCCAUAGUAGCUGAUAUGAAAAACUGUGGCUACACAUCUUUAAAAAGCCCCAUACACAAGGACCUCAAGGUAUUGCUGACUUACACAACUCAUAUCCAAACUUUGUGAAAAGUUUGACUUUGCAUCUGAGCAAAGGAAGUAAUAUAAAGUGGAAUGUACCUACUAGCCUGUCAUUGGUCUUGAUAUUGAUCUGUUGUCUAUCUGCCUCCUCCUCUCUACACACACACACAUAAACAAACACACACUCAAACACACAAACACACACACAGUCUCAGUACAGCAGUCUGGGAACGCCCAUAUGGUUGGAGAAGAAGACACAGGUGUGUGAGAAGCUGUUUGAAGGAAUUAACAAACACACCCAGGACCUUAGGGGCUUGAAUGACUCCUGCCAUCAGGUAAAUUGAUUGACAGAUCGAUUGAGAGAUGGAAUGGCUGAUUGAUUGAUUGAUAGAUUGAGAAGUUGAUUGAUUGAUUGAUUGAAUGGUUGGAUGGUUAUGCAGGAGCUGCUGGGCCAGCUGCACUUGGAGGUGACAGUGGAGUACGUGAGGAGGCUACUGAAGAGGAAGAUCAAGCUGAGAGACAAAGAGAUACAGGAGCAGGCGGCCAGGUCUGUGUGUGAGGAUGGCCAGAGACUAAACAAACUGUUCACUGAAGCGGUGAGAAUACACACACACAUACACACAGUCUUGUACAGCUAACCUUGUGGGGACACACAAUUCAGUCCCAUUCAAAAUCCUAUUUUCCCUAACCCCUAACCCUAAAACUAACCCGUACUCUUACCCUAACCCAAACCAUAACCCUAACCCUAACCCUAACCUUAACCCAAAAACCUAGCCUUAACCCUAACCCUAGCUCCUAACCCUAAAACUAACCCUAGCUCCUAACCCUAACCCUUAACGUAAUUCUAACCCUAACAUUCAUUCUAACCUUAACCCUAAACCCCCUAGAAAUAGCAUUUGACCUCGUGGGGACUAACAAAAUGUCCCCAGUUGGUCAAAUGUUUGUUUGUUUACAAUUCUUGUGGGGACUUGUGGUCCCCUCAAGAAUAGUUAAACACGUCCACACACACACUCACACACUGGAGAUAACAUUGUGACUGUUUUCACAGGGUUCCAAGGAGGAGUGGCUGAGUGACAUUCUGCCCAGGAUUGCUGAAGUGCUGAAACUCCAAGACAUUUCCUCCAUACAGCUGGAGAUAGUGACUCUGAGUCAAGCUUACCCUGACCUCAGGUUGAACUUUCAUACUUCUUACUCACAUAACUGUUAUUACAUAAUACUGUAGCUAUGUGAUUUUGUAUCUCCUUUGCAUACUAUGUAGUGAUGGCUUAUAUUGAUUCAGAAAUAAUUCAGGUUAUAAUGCUAAAUUCAGUUGAAGUUCAUUGCACAAGGCCAAUAACACACUGCAGAUGAUUCUGUGUUUGCAUUGAACAACCGAUGAGCUCAACCUUUUCCCCUUUGACCCACAGUGACGUCCAGGUGACCGCCCUGCUUAGCCUCAAGUCCAACCUUUCUGCCUCGGCUGUGAAGAGGGUGAAGAAGACCCUCCUGGACAUCCAGGACACCACCAGCUCCCAGGGUGGCCCAUCCUUUUUCUCCAAGGUAUAG
This is a messenger RNA of Coregonus sp. 'balchen', 3913 nucleotides long. NCBI's taxonomy places the organism in Eukaryota, Metazoa, Chordata, Actinopteri, Salmoniformes, Salmonidae. The record is from the annotation of a GenBank genome assembly.